Molecule: messenger RNA, 2147 nt
Organism: Protopterus annectens (West African lungfish)
Lineage: Eukaryota; Metazoa; Chordata; Ceratodontiformes; Protopteridae
Gene: STON2
Product: stonin 2
Exons: 2
Coding region: 219-2147 (642 amino acids)
Biological process (GO): clathrin-dependent endocytosis; regulation of endocytosis; synaptic vesicle endocytosis
Cellular component (GO): synaptic vesicle; AP-2 adaptor complex
Molecular function (GO): clathrin-cargo adaptor activity
Source: RefSeq, a predicted model, not a curated record
CAGAGUGCAGGAGCUGUCCCUCACACUUCUGUACUGUAUUUGAUAUGUAGAACAGGCUGGUCGGCAGGCAGGCAGACUGCCACAGGUCCUGCUUGAGCAUGUAAGGGAAGGGACAGACCUUAGCAUGCUGUGCUCAGAAACUCCAUCCUAGCAACAGGCAUGCAGUGACCGAAUAUCUCUAAGAAGCUGUAAGCCAUUCGAACAAUAAUGCUGUAAACAUGGAAACAUUCACCUGGCAGCCAAGGAUUAAUGAGAUGAAUGGACAUGGUGUCACUUCGACAACAGCUCGCUUCCCAAGCUGGGUUACAUUUGAUGACGGAGAUCCUGGGUGCUCAGUAUCACAGACGCAGUCGGACAAGAAGCUGGAGAUUGUACAAGCAAAACUUGCUCAUGAUGCAAACAGUAAUGUUUUACAGAUCUCACAAACACAACUCACUCAGAAUACCAACAGUAUUGCUGUGCCCAUGCGAAAACGUCAGAGGCCAAAGAGCACAUUGGUGAAUUUUAAUAAAGAACCGAAAAUUAAUAUUUUUACAAGAAACAAGUCUUUCUCAGACACUCAGUCCAAAACAAAAAACACUAAUCCCUUUCUUGAUGAAUCAUUGAGAGAUGUGAAGCCUUCUCCUAUUAAUCCAUUCAGUUGCUAUUUCAAGGAAGAGAAAGAGGAGUUUACAGAGAUAUCAUCAUCUUCAAUUGAUGACUCAUUCUUUGAGGGCUGUAAAGACCAUCCUGCCCACAAUUUACAGCCUACUUGUGUGCAGAUUGUAAAGCAACGAGAUUCCCUAAUUUUUGACUGUACUUCUUCUGAUUCUAUCAGUAACAGUAGUCACUGCAACACAAUUUCCCAGGAUGAUGCCAUAGAACAGCUGAAGCAGCUCCACAUAACAGAUUCCAUUCAACCUAAUAGCCCAACUUUGUCAAAUGAAUCUUUGACUUUCACAGAUGAGCCCAGUGGUGUUUCUUUAAUAUUUCCUCAGACUGAAUCCAAAGAUGGAUGGCCACUGAUGCUCAGAAUACCAGAAAAAAAGAAUAUUAUGUCAUCCCGGCACUGGGGACCUAUUUAUGUGAAGUUGACAGAUGCUGGGUGUCUACACCUGUUCUAUGAAAAGGGUCUUCAGAAGCCCUUCAGAGAAAUUCAGCUAGAUAUCAAUCAUGAGAUCUCAGAACCCCGACUUCAGAACUUUGAUGACAAUGGCAGAAUACACACAGUGAGGAUUGACUAUGUCACUUACAAAGAGAAAAAGAGGUAUCAGCCAAAACCUGCUGUCACUCAUAUAGCAGUCAAGGAGCAAAUCAUUAAAUUGGGAACUGUUAAUUAUAAAGAUUUUAUCAGUUUUAUUGUUACUAUUCAAGACAGGUUAAUGCACCUGCCAGUAGACUCAGAAAUUUGUGCAUCGGGUAUCAUUCACUUAGAAGAAGAAAUCACGGUUGAUGUAAAGGAUGAGUUUCAUGGCAUUGUAACCAAAGAUGAUAAUAAAAUUGUUCAACAUUCUGUGAUAACUCAUAUCCAUGUGCUAAGUUUCCUUUCAGGGGACCCUGAAUGCCGACUUGGUCUUAAUGAUGUCCUAAUUAAAGGGAAUGAAAUUGUCUCAAGACAUGAUAUUAUGCCUACUACUACCACCAAGUGGAUUAAAUUGCACAACUGCCAGUUUCACAGUUCAGUGGAUGAAGAAACUUAUAACAACUCCAGACAAAUUAUUUUCAGCCCUUUAGAUUCUUGCAGAUAUGAGCUGAUGCGUUUCAGAACCAUUUUUGCAGAAAAAACUCUACCAUUUACGUUGAGAACAGUGGUGAGUAUUACAGGGGCAGAGGUAGAACUGCAGUCCUGGCUUGUGAUGUCAUCAGGAUUUUCAUCUAAUCGAAAUCCCCUUACACAGGUUCCAUGCGAGAAUGUGAUGAUUCGUUACCCAAUACCACCUGAGUGGGUUAAAAACUUUCGAAGAGACAGCAUGAUGGGGGAAAAAUCUUUAAAAGCUAAAAUGAACAGGGGUGCUAGUUUUGGUAGCACCAGCACCUCUGGCUGUGAACUAGUUAUGAGGGUAACUCUUGGAACUGCCAAAUAUGAAUCUGCCUUCAGUGCCAUUGUAUGGAGAAUAAACAGACUCCCAGAUAAAAACUCAGGUGAGUGUCAGAAUCUUUUAAUUUGA